Messenger RNA from Capronia epimyces CBS 606.96, 3762 nucleotides. RefSeq names its product condensin complex subunit 1. Gene Ontology annotation, cellular component: nucleus; condensed chromosome, centromeric region. Lineage: Eukaryota; Fungi; Ascomycota; Eurotiomycetes; Chaetothyriales; Herpotrichiellaceae. Gene Ontology annotation, biological process: mitotic cell cycle; mitotic chromosome condensation; meiotic chromosome condensation. Gene Ontology annotation, molecular function: histone binding. The transcript is spliced from 2 exons. The record is from RefSeq and is a predicted model, not a curated record. The coding region runs from base 1 to 3762 and encodes 1253 amino acids.
AUGGAAGACCAGGUCGAGUUCGACAUUAAUGAGGCUCUGAAGCUGUACCUCAGCGACUCGGCAACCAUCCCUACCCCCGAUGCGAGCCCCGAACUCCAGGACUGCGAAAAUGACCCAGAGAGCCUCACGGACUCUCUCGUCAGCCAUGUGUUGGACCCAGUGGCGGAUUUGAUCUCAGAGAGCCCAGAGGGACUGAUGAAAAGUUCAGCCUUUGAUACCAUACAAUUCCUGUUAAAGUGCGCCCCCUCGCAUCCCUUGUCUUCUACCCAGUGCUCCCAGGAGCCCCAAGCUGAACUAUUUCUCCCCUCCAGACAGUCUUCCGUGCUUUCGACUCAAUGCUUGAGUAAGAUCCUACAUUUGAUUGUUUCCGGCUUAGCAACUGCUGCAGACGUCGCAAGCCAUGAUAUCGAGAACGAUGAGCAAGAGACCCUCUCACACCACAAGCGACUACUGGAGAUGUACGCGUUCAUCCUUCAGUGGUCCAUCUCCUCCGUCGAAGCCAAGGCACUCGAGAAGUCAGCUACGGCGCCCGCGAGAAGAGGCGGAAAAGGCGCAAAGGCCAAAUCCGCGGCGAAAGACGAUGUUUGGGACUCUUCGAGUCAGAUCCAGGGCGCCAUGGACGUUAUGUGUCGAGUCAUGAAGCUCAAGUUGAAUCGCAUUUUCCAAACCACCUCCGACCGGGACACAUUCAUCAACCUCUUCACACGGUCUGUCUACCUCAUCAUGGAGAGUGAGGCACGGGUCAAGAUCACUGCCGUACGCAUGUUCUGCUUCAAGGUGCUUUGUGUGGCCGUCAAGCACCACGGCCAUGCUCUCGGAGCUCAAACAUCUAUCGUCCAGAACCUGACAUAUUUUGAGCAUCUGUCAGAGCCGAUGGCGGAGUUCUUGCACAUUCUGUCGGAGCAAUACGACCAUCAUCAACUCUCUGCCGACAUCCUCCGAGAGUUGGCAGCCAAAGAAUUCAGUCAAAGUGAUACCAAAGGGCCGAAGUCGGUCUCUACAUUCAUCGUCAAGCUCUCCGAACUAGUGCCUCGGCUUGUGAUCAAAGAGAUGGGCUUGCUGGCGAAAUUCCUCGACAGCGAAUCCCACACGCUACGAUGCGCCGUGAUAGAGGUCUGCGGGAAUCUGCUCGCGGACCUCAGCAAGCAGGCAGAGAAGACGGAAACCACCAAGAUCCAGAUCAAUGCAUUCUUCGAUACUCUGGAACAACGAUUCCUCGAUACAGCUCCGUUCUGCAGAGUCCGUGCCAUCCAGGUCUUCACCAAGAUUUGUGACCUGGAGCAGAAAUUCCCUAAACGGAGGCAAAAUGCUGCCGAACUUGCAAUGCAGAGUCUGCAGGACAAAAGCAGCAACGUAAGACGCAAUGCCAUCAAGCUGCUCAAGAAGCUUGUAUCUUCUCAUCCCUUCAGUUUGAUGCACGGCGGGACACUGUCGCAUAAAGAGUGGGUUGAGAGACUGGAAGCGGUGGAAGCCCAGUUGGACGCACUGAACCCUCCUCCGGACUCGCCAGGCCUGGCCCAGACAGCCUCAGGAGAGGAGAGAGUUGACACAGAGUUGCUUGACGACGCCACCCAGUCUUUAGAGCCGCAAGAGAUGUCCGAAGAAGAGAAGAUUGCUGCUGUGAAGAAGGCUGAAGAAGAGGCGGCGACUUCUGAGGUGGUGGGCAAACUCCAACUGACCCGAAAAUACUACCUGGAGGCCCUGAGAUUCAUCGAAGUGGUGCACGAGGCUUCUGAGAUCGCGGUCCAGCUCUUGUCUUCGCCAAACAAGACCGAGGUUAUUGACGUGAUGGACUUUUUCGUCACCAUUGACGCCUUCAAGGUGGAAACGGCUCGAAAGGGCAUCAGACGCAUGCUGCGACUGAUCUGGACCAAAGGCAACAGUGAUGAAGGGAAAGGAGUGCAGAACCACCUGAUCGAAAAUUACAAAGGUCUUUUCUUCGACGCCCCGGAAAUUUUCAGCGCAAACGACGCCGCGAAUUUCGUUGCCAGAAACAUGAUCAGCCUGACCUUUGGUGCUACUCCCGCGGAGCUGACCUCACUUGAACAACUUCUGAGUACUAUGUUCAAAUCCGGGCAUAUCUCUGAGAUGGUGGUGGCGAAGCUGUGGCAAGUCUAUGGCGUGAAUAAGGAAAUCUCAAGGGCCCAGCGAAGAGGAGCCAUCAUCGUACUGGGAAUGAUAGCCCUUGCCAGCCCGGAGGUCGUCGUCAAAGAGAUCGACACAAUGCUGCGAAUAGGCCUGGGACAUCUUGGAAGGCAAGAUUCGGUUCUUGCCAAGUUCACUUGUGUCGCCCUGCGUCGCAUGAUCCCUACUACCAAAAAGGCACAAGAUAAGAGUGUUUCAGCGGGGCUUUCCCGGAUGUCGAACAAUCACGAGGUGUUGCGAAUGCUGGCAUCCAUCCUCUUGACCACCUCAGCCAGCAAGGAUUGGUACGGCAUGGCCGAGCAGGCCAUUGGUGCCAUUUAUGUUCUUUCCGACCAUCCUGAUGAGUUGUGCUCCGAGGUCCUGAGACAGAAGACUCGGCUUGUGUUUCAGCAAACCAAACACCUGUCCUCGCUGUCACAGCCAUCGUCACCCGAGCCUGAUGCGAUGGAGGUUGAUGGAGGAGAAGAGGGGCCGAAUUCAGAGACGUUGUCAGAACCAGAGGAACAGGCACCGGCGUCGGAGACAAGCGGAGAGAAGCCAUCCAUUGCUCUGUCUCAAUUACUAUUCACCGUGGGACACAUCGCCAUCAAGCAGAUCGUGCACCUUGAACUAUGUGAAUUGGACUUCAAGCGACGGAAACACGACCAAGAAAAGAACAAGUCAGUUGGCAAUGCUUCACUAGAUACUUCGAUGGGCCCUACACCGGCUCGAAGAAAGAGGACGGCCGCAGAAGAGGUAUUGGCAGAGAAGCAGAAGGAAGAAGAAAAGGAUGAACUGGACUUGAUCGGCGGAACAACCGAAGACGAUUUCACCGAGGCGAUCGUACAUAUUCGAGAGCGAGAGCUCCUUUAUGGACCAAACUCGUUGCUGGCGAAUUUCGGCCCUCUCGUGACGGAAAUCUGUGCCAACAACACAGCAUAUAAGGACCGAAACCUCCAGGCCCAGGCGACAUUGUGUCUGGCCAAACUCAUGUGCGUCAGCAGUGAAUACUGUGAGAAGAACCUACCGCUUCUCAUCACCAUUCUCGAGAGAUCCACCGAUCCCAUUGUGCGUUCCAAUGCUGUCAUCGCCUUGGGAGACAUGGCAGUGUGCUUUAACCACUUGAUCGAUGAGAAUACAGACUUUCUUUAUCGACGACUCAACGACGGAGACGAAAGUGUCAAACGGACGUGUCUGAUGACACUGACGUUCCUGAUUCUGGCCGGUCAAGUCAAGGUGAAGGGUCAGCUAGGUGAAAUGGCCAAAUGUUUGGAGGAUGCGGACAAGAAGAUUGCCGACCUGGCGCGCAUGUUCUUCACGGAACUGGCCACCAAGGACAAUGCCGUGUACAACCAGUUUGUCGACAUGUUUAGUGUCCUCACCCAGGAGGGUCCAUUGGAUGGUGGUGUCAUGGAGGAAGAAGCGGUCAAGAGGAUCCUCAAGUUCUUGUGCGGGUUUAUCGAAAAGGACAAGCAUGCCAAAAACCUGGCCGAGAAACUUGCCGCUCGACUCGGACGAUGUGUCAGUAAACGACAGUGGGAUGAUACGGCGUACGCGCUGUCCCUGCUGCAGCAUAAGAACGAGGAGAUCACGAAGAAACUGAGCGAAGGGUACCGAGUGGUGGAGACGGAGGCGUAG